AUGGCGGAAGAAUCAGCCGCCGCCACCUCCACCUCCACCAACCACGAGGUGGACUUGGGCCACCUCAUGGCGUACGACCCCUCACACCACCUCGCCGCCGUCCCGUCCUCCAGGGCAGAGCUGCGGGAGGAGUGCCUCCGGAAGGCCACGGAGCUGGCGCAGGCCGUGGCCGACGCCCUCUUCGCGCUGCCGGCCACCGAGGGGCGCGACGGGCCCGUCGUCCGCCUCCCCCCGCCCGCCAACCGCCUCCCCCGCGAGAAGCAUUUACCAAGGCCGGCGCCUCCUACAAAAUGGGAGGCUUUUGCAAAACAGAAAGGGAUUGUCAACCGAAAGAAGAACAAGCGUACAUGGGAUGAGCAAACCAAUUCGUGGAAGCGGAAUUAUGGCUAUGAUCGCGUUAAUGACGACAGAGACAUUCCCAUCAUUGAAGCCAAAAUGACAGAUGAACCAGGUGAUGAUCCAUUUGCUAAAAGAAGGGAAGAGAAGAAGGGCAGGGUAGAUAAGCAAGAAAAGAACAGACUUGGGAAUCUAAGGAAUGCUGCAAAAGUUGGUGCUCUGCCAAGUCAUAUACAGCUCGCUGCCACAGCCAUUCCGAUCACAGGAACAAAAGCUGAUCUGCCUAGAAAAUCUAAGAAGGAAGACCUUGAGAAUGUUGCUGGUAUGGCUUCUUCAGCAACGGCUAGUGGUGGAAAGUUUGACAAGAAGUUGCCGGGCGAGAAACCUCUUAAGAAAGCUGGCAAACAUAGAAAGUUUCUCCCCGUGGCGGAAGGAAAAGGAAUGGGCAACCUGGAGAAGCAGCAAAAUGACAAGAUCUUGAACAGCCUACUGGCCAAGAACUUCGAGGAACCGUUGGAUGUCAGCAAGGCAAUCACGAUGUACAAGGUGAAGAAGGACAACAACAGAAGGAAAGAGAAGAAAUCGUCGUCAGGAUCUGAUAAGUUGAAGCCUGGGAAGAAGAUCCACAAGAAAUCUUCAAAGAAGAGUGCUUAGGUCCACAUUAUCCAUCUUUAGUGUAGGAGGCGAUUUUGUAUGGUUGUUGUCCUGUUUAAGUUCAUCGGAGAAAUAUUGUCCUUCCAGGUGCUAGUUGUGACACAAGAACCUGAAUGUUGCUGUGGCAAUGCUGCACGGAUAAUGAUGUGCACGUAUUAUAUAAUCUGUCAGAAUAUGGGAAAUGUUUCUGGAAAGCUUUUUAGCGGUAUGAAACUUAGCAACCUAACAAAAAAAGUC
This is a messenger RNA of Lolium rigidum, 1227 nucleotides long. RefSeq names its product ribosome biogenesis regulatory protein homolog. The record is from RefSeq and is a predicted model, not a curated record. Lineage: Eukaryota; Viridiplantae; Streptophyta; Magnoliopsida; Poales; Poaceae. Gene Ontology annotation, biological process: endonucleolytic cleavage in ITS1 to separate SSU-rRNA from 5.8S rRNA and LSU-rRNA from tricistronic rRNA transcript (SSU-rRNA, 5.8S rRNA, LSU-rRNA); ribosomal large subunit biogenesis; ribosomal large subunit export from nucleus. The coding region runs from base 1 to 990 and encodes 329 amino acids. Gene Ontology annotation, cellular component: preribosome, large subunit precursor; nucleolus; nucleus. Gene Ontology annotation, molecular function: protein binding. The transcript is spliced from 7 exons.